This is a messenger RNA of Baudoinia panamericana UAMH 10762, 1146 nucleotides long. RefSeq lists its product as uncharacterized. The record is from RefSeq and is a predicted model, not a curated record. Lineage: Eukaryota; Fungi; Ascomycota; Dothideomycetes; Mycosphaerellales; Teratosphaeriaceae. Bases 1 to 1146 code for a protein of 381 amino acids. Gene Ontology annotation, biological process: CAAX-box protein processing. Gene Ontology annotation, cellular component: endoplasmic reticulum membrane. Gene Ontology annotation, molecular function: metalloendopeptidase activity. The transcript is spliced from 2 exons.
AUGGCGCCACUCCUUGAUCUACACGUAUGGGGUGAAAGUUCACGUCUAUUAUCCAAGCUACGUGACUACUACCUCGACGAUGUCUCAGUGGCUAAUGAUGUGCCCGCCGUCUCACCCACCACAGCGCUACUUUGUGCAGUGGUCUUUACUGUUGUCUACGUCGCGCCGUUCUACCUCUCGCCUACCCUUCGGAGCACGCCAAUACAGUCUAGAGACUCGCCUACGGUGAUUCGAGCUCGCGUGCGUGCAGUUGGGCUUACAUGUAUUGUUUGCACUGUGGUUACGGUCUACGUACUGGCCGUCGAAGGACAUGCCGGCCCUCGGGACGUCCUCCGUCUGCUCGCAGUCUGGCCAACAGAUCCGCUCGACAUUGCAAAGACGCUUGCCUUGGUGGCGGUUCUUUUCGUGGGCCCACUAUACGAGAGUAUCAUUGUGAACGACGAUUGGCGCGAAUGGUCCUUCUCUGCGCUGAAGGAAGGCUUGUUCGACAGCUGGACCGGCUACCGUAAUCUCAUUGUAGCUCCAGCUAGCGAAGAGUAUGUCUUCCGGUCGCUGACCAUCUCAACACACCUCCUGGCCAAAGUCAGUCCGACCCGCAUCGUCUUCCUGACUCCACUCAUCUUCGGUCUGGCACACCUUCACCAUCUCGUGGAGUUUCUGCAAUCACGAACGCCUGAAGGCCGCAGAUUGCCAUCCGGGUCUGUCUGGAUUAGCGGCAUUGUCCGCAGCCUCUUUCAGUUCACCUACACUUCGCUCUUCGGCUUCUUCGCAGCGUUCGUCCUUCUCCGAACAGGCAACCUGUGGGCAGCCAUUGUAGCGCACACGUUCUGCAACUGGAUGGGUCUCCCACGCUUGUGGGGCAGGGUCGGGCAGUUUGCCAGCCACUACGACGUGCAUAUCACGCCGGACGUGGCGCAAGGGAAGCGAGACGAGGAUCCCGGCUCGCCAGUCAAGGUGGCCAACAGCUCGACGCAAAGGCAGGACGACUACGAGGAUAAAGCGGCGCAGAUGAUGCAGCAUGGACCGAAGAAUCUCGGAGUUGAAUGGACGGUCGCUUAUUACGCGCUCAUUGUCGCAGGGUCCUAUGGCUUCUAUCUACUGCUCUGGCCGCUCACCGAGAGUCGCAACGCACUUGCUGCCUUUUAG